ACUCUUGUGGACAGUUUACAACAAGACCGAGCUCUCGCGCGGGUUAAACCAUAUAUAUUCGGUGCUCCGGAGAGCCUCACACUUCAACUUGUCAUCACCAUGGAGCGACUACUGUGUGCUUGUGUGUUUUUAGUCAUCGCGUUACCAGCCAUCGAAAGUGUAAGGGAUUCUUCGUGUCCGAGGAUCUGCGCGUCGCACGGUUAUGGAGAUCCUGUGUGCGGAACAGACGCCGUGAUCUACCCCAACAUCUGCGAGAUGAAGAAGAAAACUUGCGGAAAAGGUGUCAAGCUUUCCGCAGAUCCUAGUCUAUGUCAGAGGUCUUCGGGUUCGAAAUGCGAGCACAAGUGCAGCUCUGAGAAGGACCCGGUUUGCGGCACAGAUGGCCGCACUUAUCUGAACAGAUGCAUGCUGCAGGUCGAAAUUUGCAGAUUGGGAAUAGAUAUGUCGCACCUUGGGUCGUGCAACAACAUCAGCGCCCAUCGCGAAAACUGCCCGGUGGAUUGCAAACAGGCGCCUCAGGAUGGUCCAAUCUGCGGCAGCGAUGGGAACGUCUACAAGAAUACCUGCCAAAUGAAGCUGAUCACAUGCGGACAAGGCGUAGUUCGUACCAACAAGAAAUACUGUCAGACGACACGCCACUGCCGCGAAUCCUGCUGGAGGAACGCUAGACCCACCUGCGGAUCCGACGGGAAAAUCUACUCGAACGUCUGCCGGAUGAAGUCUAAGAAUUGCGGCAAACACGUCUUCGAAGUGCCAAUGGCUUACUGUCAAGAGGGACAGGAGAGGACUCGCAGCAGCUUAGUGUGUCCUUCCGAAUGCCCCAACGAACCGGAGCGACCAACGUGCGGUUCCGAUGGACAAAUCUACAAGAGCGAAUGCGAAUUGAAACUACUGAACUGCGGAUCUAACAAGAGGGUGUCUAAGGUCGACUUCGAGAAGUGCAGAAACCGCUUGCAGAAGUGCCUCAAGAUCAAGUGCUCGAACGACCCGGAUCCUGUAUGCGGGACGGAUGCGAGAACUUACAAGAACCAGUGCCUGUUGAACUUGGCUACGUGCUUGAAAGGUGUCCAGUUGGCGCAUCUCGGAAACUGCACCGGCCUGAAGGAACCGAACCCCUGUCCGGAUCAUUGCACGGACGUAGGCGGCGAACCCAUCUGCGGAUCGGAUGGUAACGUUUACAGGUCUCAGUGCGACCUGAAGAAGGAGACCUGCGGACAAUUGGUGGUUCAGGUUCCCGCACAGCACUGCAGGACGACGGCCUCCUGCAACGAGAGCUGCGACGCCAACGAGAGGCAGUUCGUCUGCGGCUCCGACAACAAGAUCUACAGAAGCGAGUGCCAAAUGAAGCGGGAUAAUUGCGGGAAACACAUCUACGUGGUGCCAUUGAAACGCUGUCUCGCCGGAUUCAUUUUCCGCGGAUGCCAGAAGAUCUGCCCCGACUACUAUGACCCAGUUUGCGGCACGGACAAUAUGACCUACAGCAAUGCCUGCUUCCUGGAACUGGAGAACUGUCGUUCCAGAUCUCUGGUCCAGAUGAAGAAUAUGGGCACAUGUGCUGAGCCGCUCAACGAAAUCCCCAAAAACUACUUGUACUGAUGAUCAAUUGGACAACGUCUACGCAUCAUCAUAUGUUACUCUAUAUUUUUUUUUCUCUAUACACACAAAGUGAUUAAUUUCCACUAUUUUCCAAAUAGCUUACAUUUAUUUAAAA
This is a messenger RNA of Nicrophorus vespilloides, 1711 nucleotides long. Its product is annotated as serine protease inhibitor dipetalogastin. Gene Ontology annotation, biological process: multicellular organism development; cell differentiation. NCBI's taxonomy places the organism in Eukaryota, Metazoa, Arthropoda, Insecta, Coleoptera, Silphidae. Bases 100 to 1596 code for a protein of 498 amino acids. The record is from RefSeq and is a predicted model, not a curated record. The transcript is spliced from 9 exons. Gene Ontology annotation, molecular function: protein binding.